Molecule: messenger RNA, 2200 nt
Organism: Megalobrama amblycephala (Wuchang bream)
Lineage: Eukaryota; Metazoa; Chordata; Actinopteri; Cypriniformes; Xenocyprididae
Product: pollen-specific leucine-rich repeat extensin-like protein 4
Exons: 5
Coding region: 167-2038 (623 amino acids)
Source: RefSeq, a predicted model, not a curated record
UUACCCUUGUGGCAAAACAAUAGGUGGCGCAAUGUGCCUAUGGUGUGGGAAACGCCAAAUACUCCAAAGAAGAAGAAGAAGAAGAAGAUACAGUAAGAUACAGUCCGUUGGUUGAACUGGAGGGAGCGAAAACAUUUGCAGUAGAGUGAAAUUAUCUGGAUUAAUAAUGAAACGCAGCUAUCCCGGCGAAGCUGAAAACAGAAUAGACAAAAAAGAGUGUGGUCAAACUCCCCAGAUUAUCCUCCUUCUCUGCACACAAACUCCACGGCUGUUGGUCAACACCGUCAGCGUUGCAGCAGCUCCUAUCCAAAGGACGAGUUGUACCCAUGGUUUUACCUCUCUCCCGAGUCCGGCCCCGGAAAAUAACAAUGUGCCGUUGCAUCGGACAGUACUGAGGCGAGGACAUGAUCCUCUUCUCUCCAUUGAGAAAUGCUCAAGCUGCUGCAACAUGUACCACUGUGACUACUGUAAGAUGCUGCAUAAACAUUUACAUGAGGCAAAAAAUCAUGUUGCAAAUCAUCUUCGAAAUGCUGUUCAACAGGAAGGUUUUGUCAUUAUCAAGUGUGGUCUAGGCUGCAGACAAGCACCACAUUUUCACUGCUGCUACUGCACGUCAACGUUAAUCAGAAGGGAUGCUCUGAUUAAACAUUUAACAGCUUGUAAAAAUACAUCAUACAAACAGCCUCCACCCAUAGUGCCAGCAGCAGCAGCACCACCUCCAUCCACAGCAGAAGUACCUCCGUCACAAGUGCCUCCAUCCCCAGCAGAAGAACCCCUGUCCCCAGCACAAAGACCUCCAUCCUCAGCAGAAGAACCCCUAUCCCCAGCAGAAAGACCUCCACACACAGCAGAUGGACCCCCAUCCCCAGCAGAAGAACCCCUAUCCCCAGCAGAUGGACCUCCAUCCCCAGCAGAAGAACCCCUAUCCCCAGCAGAUGGUCCUCGAUCCACAGCAGAAGGACCUUCAUCCUCAGCAGAAGAACCCAUAUCCCCAGCACAAAGACCUCCACACACAGCAGAUGGACCUCCAUCCUCAGCAGAAGAACCCCUAUCUCCAGCAGAAAGACCUCCACACACAGCAGAUGGACCUCCAUCUCCAGCAGAAGAACCCCUAUCCCCAGCAGAUGGACCUCGAUCCACAGCAGAAGGACCUCCAUCCUCAGCAGAAGAACCCCUAUCCCCAGCAGAAAGACCUCCACACACAGCAGAUGGACCUCCAUCCACAGCAGAAGGACCCCCAUCCCCAGCAGAAGAACCCCUAUCCUCAGCAGAAAGACCUCCACACACAGCAGAUGGACCUCCAUCCAGGGCAGAAGGACCCCCAUCCCCAGCAGAAGAACCCCUAUCCCCAACCGAAAGACCUCCAUCCACAGCAGCAGCUCCUCCAACUCCAGCUGAAGGACCUCCAUCCACAGCAGCUUCAUCAUCAGCAUUGCAUCAGACAGUACUGAGGCGAGGACAUGAUCCUCUUCUCUCCAUUGAGAAAUGCUCAAGCUGCUGCAACAUGUACCACUGUGACUACUGUAAGAUGCUGCAUAAACAUUUACACCAGGCACAAAAUCAUGUUACAAAUCAUCUUCGAAAUGCUGUUCAACGGGAAGGUUUUGUCAUCAUCAAGUGUGGUCUAGGCUGCAGACAAACGCCACAUUUUCACUGCUGCUACUGCAAGUCAACAUUAAUCAGAAAGGAUGCUCUGAUUAAACAUAUAACAACUUGUAAAAAUACAUCAGACAGACAGUCUCCACACAUAGUGCCAGCAGCACCACCACCUCCAUCUACAGCAGAAGUACCUUCAUCCACGGUAGAAGGACCUCCACCAGAAGUAGCUCCAUUCCCACCAAGUACCUCCAUCUACAGCAGAAGUACCUUCAUCCACGGUAGAAGGACCUCCACCAGAAGUAGCUCCAUUCCCAUCACAAGUACCUCCAUCUACAGCAGAAGUGCCUCGAUUCCCAGCAGCUUCAUCGUCAGCAGUAAGAUUACGUGUCCGGCAGCAAGUCAGGGUUGCUUGCCCACACUGCGACAUUCAAAUAAAUAAGAAGAACUUGCUGGUUCACAUAAACAGAAAACACAGGCACACCACUAUUCUGUGAAAAUUAGACUUACUGUAAUAUUGAGGAUGGAUGGUGUUUAUGUAAUUUUGUUGUUUUGUUUUGUAAAAUGUCUUGUUUUAACCUAUUAAAAUGUCAUGAAAAACAAA